This is a messenger RNA of Didymodactylos carnosus, 660 nucleotides long. The record is from the annotation of a GenBank genome assembly. Lineage: Eukaryota; Metazoa; Rotifera; Eurotatoria; Philodinida; Philodinidae.
AUGUCGAGAAAAACAUCACUCUCCACUAGUAAUAUCCGAAAAAAUAAACUAUUAUUCUCGACUGAUGAUGGUAUUAUCGUCCGUAAUCUGACAGUUAUUAAAAAAACAGAAGAAAAGAAUGUGCAGACCGAUUUACGAAUGGCAGAUAUCGAUAGUGCUACGCCGAAAGGUACUGAUAUGUCUGAAUUCGUUAUACGUCCUGCCUCUUCUGCUGAAGCUGAAUCCAAUGCGGCCGAUGAUGUAUCUUCCAGUUCGAGUGAAAACCGGUUCGAUAUUUCAUCAUUUCGAUUAAAUAACACUAUGUGUACUGAAUAUACUGUUGAUACUCUUACAAGUGAUGGCCGAGAUAUUUUAUAUAGUUCAGAAAAAUCAAAUGUACUUGUCUAUCGGGAUUCUGAAGAAGAUUUUGAAACAACUUAUGCGUGGUAUUAUUCAUUCAUUUUUGACAUGAUUUGGUUGUCUUCAAAUGUCAAUGCACAUUUGUGUACAACACUUGAUGGUAUUCACGCCGUUCGAUUUCACAAUAUGUUUAUUCGUGGUUUUAAUGCUGUUAUGGAAACUGUUAUGGAAACUUAUGUAGCAGCACCAUCAUUUAUGACAAAACAAAAUCGUAUAUUAAAUGAUUAUUCUAGAAAAAUUCAACCAGAAAUUAACAAAUAA